GUCCGCAGCCGCCUCUCCAUUUCCCACGCCGCCAACCGUCCACCGGCGACGCGCCGGCGGAGAGGAGCGGAGCGAUGGCAGCGGCCGCGCCGGCGGAGGAGGGCGAGGACCCGCGUUUGAGGAGGAGCAACACCGACUGCGUCUUCUUCCUCGUCUCCAACUUUGCCUGCAACAAGGGGUCGAAAUGCGAGUACCGCCACUGCAAGGGCGCCCGGUUCAACCCCACGAACUGCUGGUACUGGUUCCACGGCAACUGCGUCAACCCAAGCUGCACCUUCCGCCACCCUCCGUUGGAAAAUCUUAACAGAACCAAAUCUUUGGCAGACCAACCCUCACUAUGUGGCUCAGCUUCUGUCAAGACAGCUAAUCCUUGUUAUUUUUACCAUAACUCAUGUUGUACAAAAGGUGAUCAUUGCCCUUUCCUACAUGAGCCUCCAACUCCUAAAAAUGUUGUGGGAGUUUCUUCUGAAGCUACCACCUUCAAUCCUGCUGUCAAUGAAAAUUCUGUUGGAGAUGAGAUGGUUGAGGUAUCAAAGGAUGCUCAUGCAAAUCCUUGUCAAGGCAAUUCUUACCACUUAAAGACAUGCCACUCAAAGGAAGUUCCUGAGUUGAGCAAUCCUGAGUUUGGUGAAGCUAUCCCCAUUGCACCUGAAACAUCUGUUGUUACAGGCGAAUACAUGAAAUGUUCCACGCUCUCAUAUCAGACCUCAGGAGAUUCAACAAUGGAGCAUUCAGAACAAGAUGAUUGCCGUGAUUCCUCCCCUGGAUUUGAUGUUCUUGUGGAUGAUGGGGGCUUAAACAAGAAUGACCUUGGGCUGCAAUUGGCACGGAAAAGAGAUGUGCAGGUGCUUCAUGCGAAAUAUGAUAUUGGUGUUCCAAAUUGUUAUGACCAGGAUUAUUAUGAUUCACUGUACUACGGGCAAGCAUUUGGUGGCUUUGAUGGUCAAGACGGUUAUUUUUAUCUUGGUGAUCUUGAAGGAGUUCAAGAGCAUGAUAUAGGGACCACUUUGGGACACAUACCAAGCAAUAGAGUAAAGCUGGUAGGGUCAGCCUCUGAUGAGUAUGACAAAAGGUUCCUCAAGCCCAGAAACUUCACCAGCUCGACAGAAGAUGUUGCUUUUGCUCGUGAGCAUACUAAGACUAGAUACACCUCAAAGAGAAGACGUGAGAAUAGAAAAGGUACCAAGGGCAGAAAGGGCCGGAGAAAGAGGCGCUGCGGUCUUGAACCCGUGGUUAGUUCCCAAGAGAUUGAAUCAAGAUCAAGUCAUCGCAAGCAAGAUUCCUUGAUGGAAGAGUGUCCUCAGCCUAUUGUUUGUGCUACCUUCAGGGGACUGAAGAAGGGAAGUAGAGGAAAACAGCGCCAUGUUCUUUCUGCUAGGGAUUCUGAACAUCCUAGAACAGAUUUUACCGGGCCAAAGACCCUUUCUCAGAUAAAAGAAGAGAAGUGCAUAUCCAAGUCAAGUUUUAGCCCCUCUGCUGCUCGCAUGCCUCAUGAGAGAUCCUUCUCCUAUGAUUUUGAGGGACCCAAACCUCUGACUGAGCUUCACAAGGGUAAGGUAGAAUUUGACUGGUAAGCCUGCCAUAAUUUAGCAACUAGCAAGUGACAACAUUGCCAGUUCUCUGCUCAACUUGGUCAGUAUGAUGUCUACGACAGCUGUGUUUGUUAAUACAGUUAGCAACUUGGGAGUACUUCUCUCAAAGAGAAUGGAAACUGCAGUGACAAUUUUCUGCAGAUAAGCUAUUAAUAUUUUGGUCAAUUUGAGGAUGGAGUUAGUUUUUAGGUAUAACUAGCUGCUGUAUUAAUUGGUAAAUGAUGUUAACUCACUUGUUACUUCAUGUUGCUAUGUUCUGAACAGUAAGUUGGGGUUCACUG
This is a messenger RNA of Brachypodium distachyon (stiff brome), 1873 nucleotides long. Its product is annotated as zinc finger CCCH domain-containing protein 34-like. NCBI's taxonomy places the organism in Eukaryota, Viridiplantae, Streptophyta, Magnoliopsida, Poales, Poaceae. The record is from RefSeq and is a predicted model, not a curated record. Gene Ontology annotation, molecular function: metal ion binding.